Desarmillaria tabescens is the source of this 2097-nucleotide messenger RNA. RefSeq names its product PPPDE putative peptidase domain-containing protein. The record is from RefSeq and is a predicted model, not a curated record. Bases 21 to 1964 code for a protein of 647 amino acids. Gene Ontology annotation, molecular function: peptidase activity. The transcript has 9 exons. NCBI's taxonomy places the organism in Eukaryota, Fungi, Basidiomycota, Agaricomycetes, Agaricales, Physalacriaceae. Gene Ontology annotation, biological process: protein modification by small protein removal.
UCCUUUUUCCGUACUCUACUAUGCACCCUGUAAAAUUAUAUGUAUACGAUCUCAGCAAUGGGAUGGCGAGGCAGCUCUCGCGCCAGCUAACUGGCAAACAAAUUGACGGCAUCUGGCAUACCUCGAUUGUAGUCUUUGACAGAGAAGUAUUCUACGGCCAGGGCAUAAACACGACUGCGCCUGGCCAAUCGCAUCACGGUUCACCCUUGCACAUCAUAGAUCUUGGCGAGACUGACAUAGAUGAAGACACCUUCGGGGAAUACAUAAAAGACUUGCGUGAUCAUUACACCGCGGAUAAAUACCAUCUCCUAGAUUUUAAUUGCAACUCGUUUACCAACGAUGUCGCGGGCUUCCUCACUGGGAGUUCCAUUCCUGACUGGAUCAAAGAUCUGCCAACGGACUUCCUUUCCACUCCGUUCGGACAAGCCCUUCGGCCCACCAUCGAUUCCAUGUACCAUCGUCCCACGCCCAGUGCUACACCUGCUCCCACUCCGCUUACUUCGGGCCAAGCACCUGACCCGGCUCUCGCUGCAUCGAUUCUUCAGUCAGUCGCGGAACAAGCUCAGCGUAACGUGGGUUCUUCAACUACCCGAGCUCCGAUGUCCCUUCCUGCCACAGAAUCCCUAGCAGCCCCGCUGCAUCAAUGUACCAACUCGGCGUCGUUCCAUAAUCUGCUUCGCACCCACCGAGCCGUCGUAGCAAAUUUCUCCAAUGUGGCUACCUGCAUGCCAUGUCGUAUGAUAGCCCCAAUCUAUGAGGAUCUCGCCAGAAACAAGGGUGUGUCGGUGGGUAAUCAUGGUGUCGGUGCUGCCUUCAUCAAGAUAGAUAUGAGUACGCCGAUGGGGAACCAACUAGCGUCAGAAUGGAGCGUCAGAGUGAUGCCGACCUUCAUGUUUUUCUUGAACAGCAAGAAGAUACAUGAAAUGAGGGGCGCAGAUGAGAAAGAGCUUAGAGCGCAAAUUGAUUUGCUUAUUUUCCAAGCAUAUCCUCCACAUCCUCAUACAUCGCUCUCGCUUCCUAGUUUUCAGGCACUGUCCCUGAAUCCUAUCUUAUUCACACAAGCUCCUUCCUUGGAUACCGUCAGCAAUAAAUUCGCAUCUUUCAUUGACGCCGCACCUUGGCCAUCCGACUCGCCACAAUCACAAGCGCAAGUAAAGGCUUCAAUUACGGGCACAAUAGUACCGUACCUCAAGUCUAGAUUUGCAUCAAAGGCCACCACAGCUGGCAAAUCACCUCUCCCAUCUGCUACGCCGGUCUUGAUCAGCAUGUGGGCAACAAUAACAGCAGCUUUGGCAACCAUCUUGGCCCCCGAAUCACUCUUCCCACUAGCUGAUAUGUGGCGCCUUGGCUUCCUCGAUCCAGCUGUUGGGACCUGGUGCGCAACGAAUCCCCUUGACCCCAUUACCAUACUUUUAUCAAAAGUCACAAACUCGUCCCCGCGUAAUUACACGCUGACGGUGAUACGCAUGCUUUCAAAUGCUUUCUCCACGCCUCUUCUCGCACAGAGAUUACUGAUCGGCGCUAGCAAGGCCAGCCUCACGGCUUUCCUGAUACCGUCGUUGCUGCAUGAAGAUGCAACGGUACGGACUUCUGCCGCGAGCCUGGCCUUUAAUGCUUCCGCCUUUGUGCAGAAGGGUCGAGUCGAUAAGGUGAGAAACGGUGGCAGGACAUCGGCGGAGGACGAGGAUGAAGAUUGGGAGGUAGAGAUGGUCAGCGCGAUCAUCGAGGCAGUAGGAAGGGAAAAGGAAAAUGAGGAUGUUGUGCAUCGGCUUACCGCAUCCCUGGCGUGUUUGUUACGAGUUUCCCCGUUCUAUGAAAAUCAGCUGGUUCCAUUACUUGAAGUUCUUCAGGCUCGUGAUGUCCUCAAGAGCAAGCUCGAAAAGGCAGGCUGUGGGCCAGACGGUGUGAAGAAGCCAGAGGUCCGUAAAUUGGUUGAAGAAGUAGCCAUGAAGUUGUGCCCGUAGAAUGAACUUCCAUAGUAGAAAUGUAAAGUAGAGGUGUAAAGAAGUAUACAGCCAAUACUAUACAGUCCUUACGCGGAAGAAUAGGAGAUUUACAGGUUCAAGCACGCUAAACGCGGUAACUGCGGACCUGUAC